CUUUUCGGGCUGAAGCCCGUCGCCCCGCAUCUGCUCGUCACACCUGAUCGGGCUGAGCCCGUCGCCCCGCAUCUGCUCGUCGUACCUGAUCGGGCUGAGCCCGUCGCCCCGCAUCUGCUCGUCGCACCUGAUCGGGCUGAGCCCGUCGCCCCGCAUCUGCUCGUCGCACCUGAUCGGGCUGAGCCCGUCGCCCCGCAUCUGCUCGUCGCACCUGAUCGGGCUGAGCCCGUCGCCCCGCAUCUGCUCGUCGCACCUGAUCGGGCUGAGCCCGUCGCCCUGCAUCUGCUCGUCGCACCUGAUCGGGCUGAGCCCAUUUCCCUCUUUAUCGGCUAUUCCUCUUCUCCGAGUGUUGAAAAUCCGCAAAGGGAAACCCUGUUUUUCGCGGAGCCCGCGCUGCGCGCAGCUCGUUUAAGUCGCCGAAGUGCCUAUCGGCGACUUAAGAGCUGCGCUACGCGCGGAGAAAGGGUCCUUGGAGCAUCAUGGCGUAUCCUUCCGCGUCUCUCUCAAACCCGAUCACUCCCUUGCGCCUCGACCCAAAUGGCUCGAGCCCGAACUUCAAGGAGUGGAGCUAUGGGGUUGAUAAGCAUCUCCUAAGCCGUAAAAUUGAGGGGAUUUGCCUCAAGGAUGUCCUCCUCAAUCGCGGCAAAGGAAAGAUGCCGAUCCUUCCCAAGAAGCUCUCGGCCACAGCCACAGGGGAAGAGUUAAAAACCCAUGAGGAAUCCAUGUCCAAGUAUGAGGAAUCUUACAGCGUGUGGGAGCAAGCCGACGCCGCUAUCAUUGGCGUCUUCGUCGGCACUACCCCUUCCGAGCUCGUCAAAACUUACCAUAACUACCCCUCCGCGCACGCCAUCUGGGAGUACCUCAACGACCGCUUCCUCAACAAAACCGCUGUGGGGGUGGCGAUCCUCAUCCCCCGCAUGUUUCAAAAGAGCUAACCUUUGCCAAAGUCUCUUCCG
Closterium sp. NIES-67 is the source of this 956-nucleotide messenger RNA. The record is from the annotation of a GenBank genome assembly. NCBI's taxonomy places the organism in Eukaryota, Viridiplantae, Streptophyta, Zygnematophyceae, Desmidiales, Closteriaceae.